Molecule: messenger RNA, 954 nt
Organism: Gracilinanus agilis (Agile Gracile Mouse Opossum)
Lineage: Eukaryota; Metazoa; Chordata; Mammalia; Didelphimorphia; Didelphidae
Product: olfactory receptor 51E1
Exons: 2
Biological process (GO): G protein-coupled receptor signaling pathway
Cellular component (GO): membrane
Molecular function (GO): G protein-coupled receptor activity; olfactory receptor activity
Source: RefSeq, a predicted model, not a curated record
AUGGGAUCUCCUUGAGGUAACCACUCAAGUGCCACCUACUUCAUCCUGAUAGGUAUCCCAGGUAUGGAGGCAGCUCAGUUCUGGCUGGCCUUUCCUCUGUGUUUCCUAUACCUCAUUGCUGUAUUAGGCAACCUCACCAUCAUUUACAUCAUAAGAACCGAGCGGAGUCUACAUGAGCCCAUGUACCUCUUCCUGGGCAUGCUUUCUACAAUUGAUAUCCUUAUAUCUACUUCCUCCAUGCCCAAAAUGUUGGCUAUCUUCUGGUUCAAUGCCACCACCAUCCAGUUCGAUGCUUGCUUGGUACAGAUGUUUGCCAUCCAUUCCCUUUCUGGCAUGGAGUCCACAGUUCUCCUGGCCAUGGCCUUUGACCGCUACGUAGCCAUUUGCCACCCUUUACGCCAUGCUGCUGUGUUCACUUCCCCUCGUAUUGCCAAGAUUGGCUUGGCAGCUGUGAUUCGAGGGGCAGCCCUGAUGGCCCCAUUGCCUGUCUUCAUCAAGCUGCAUCCUUUUUGCCGUUCUAACAUUCUUUCCCAUUCCUACUGUCUCCACCAGGACGUCAUGAAGCUAGCAUGUGCUGACAUCCGUGUUAAUGUGAUCUAUGGCCUCAUUGUUAUCAUCUCUGCCAUUGGCUUAGACUCAGUGCUCAUAUCUCUUUCAUACUUAUUCAUCCUCAAGACUGUAUUGGGCCUGACACGAGAGGCCCAGACAAAGGCUUUUAGCACCUGUGUUUCGCACGUGUGUGCAGUUUUUAUCUUUUUUGUUCCUUUCAUUGGCCUGUCUAUGGUACACCGCUUUGGCAAAAGGACUGGCUCUAAUUUACACAUUAUCAUGGCUAAUGUGUACUUAAUUGUGCCUCCUGUGUUAAACCCUAUUGUUUAUGGUGUGAAGACUAAGCAGAUUCGCCAGAGGAUCGUACAGCUGUUUCGCUCAGCAUCAGGCACCUCAGACUUAUAG